Molecule: messenger RNA, 969 nt
Organism: Yamadazyma tenuis ATCC 10573
Lineage: Eukaryota; Fungi; Ascomycota; Pichiomycetes; Serinales; Debaryomycetaceae
Gene: SPT3
Product: transcriptional regulator
Biological process (GO): transcription by RNA polymerase II
Cellular component (GO): SAGA complex
Molecular function (GO): transcription coregulator activity; protein heterodimerization activity
Source: RefSeq, a predicted model, not a curated record
AUGUCUUCUCAGGAUAGUAAGUACAGAUACCGAGUGGAGAUUCAACAGAUGAUGUUCGUGUCAGGUGAGUCCAAUGAUCAGCCUGUGGAAACCACAUCUUUGAUUGAAGACAUUGUUCGAUCGCAGGUGAUAGAUAUAUUGGUGGAAUCUAGCAGAACCGCCAAUUCAAGAGGAACUAGAUCAAUUGCUCCGGAAGAUGUUAUCUUCAUGAUAAGACACGACAAGGCUAAAGUGAACAGACUAAGAACGUAUCUUUCGUGGAAGGAUGUGAGAAAGAAUGCUAAGGACCAAGAAGGAGGUGGAACCGAAUCUUUAAUUGAGAACGAAGCGGCAGCAGGUCCCACUACUCAAGCUCAAGAUUCUUCCAAGAUGUUGACCAAGUAUAAGAAGCUGAAAAUCAGACUUCCUUGGGAGUUACAGUUUAUGUUCUCAGAACAACAUUUGGAGACCCCCGAAGAAGCAGAACAGGUGGACGAUGAUGAAAAAGCUGCUACCCUUGCAUCGUUAAAGAGGUUAAAAAUGGCCGAUGACAGAACCAGAAAUAUGACCAGAGAAGAAUACGUUCACUGGUCUGAAUGUAGACAGGCAUCCUUCACGUUUAGAAAGGCCAGACGGUUCAGAGAGUGGGCUCAAAUCUCCCAGGUGUGUGACUCAAGGCCCAAUGAUGAUGUUAUUGACAUCCUUGGGUUUCUCACAUUUGAAAUGGUUUGUUCUUUGACAGAAGAAGCCAUGGAGGUCAAGAAAUUAGAGGAGAAAUUGUUUCAUAAACUGCAUAAGAAUAAUACUGAGGUGAGCGAGGCCACCAGAAAGAGAAAGUAUCUUUUUGAUAAACCCAAUGACUUGUCCACUCCAAUAUUACCAUACCAUAUAGCCGAAGCGUGGCGUAGGCUUCAAGCUAUUGAAUUCAGACAAAGGGCUGCUAGAGGCUAUGCCGGAGGAAAAUUCAAAUCUAAGACAAGAUUGAUUUGA